AUGCAAAAAAUUCUGAAUUUUAGGGAGUAUUUUUUGAACCCGAAAGGAAUUAAGAUUGUACCUACUUCUAAUUUCAAGAGAGCUACACCAGUUGAAGCAUUAUUUGAUCAAUCUGUGGUUUUGCAUAGGGCAGAGAAACAAUUGGAGAAAAAUGUUGUAGCAUUCAAAUUAUAACCAUAUAAAUAUUCAUUGAAUAAACCAGAAAUAAAGCAAUACUUUACUCAAUUGUAUGGGUUGAAUGUUGAUAAAGUGAAUACAAUUAAUUAUAUGGGAGCAAUAAAGAGAUCGCCAAAAGGAGGUCGUUAUAGAGAGAAAGAUUUCAAGAAGGUGUAUUUGCAAUUAAAUGAGGAAAUUGAGCCCUUCUUUUAGAAAAUUGAGAAGUGAUUAUAAGCAUACAUACAUUAAAAGUAUUAUACAUGAACAUUU
Messenger RNA from Paramecium tetraurelia, 426 nucleotides. RefSeq lists its product as uncharacterized. The transcript is spliced from 2 exons. The record is from RefSeq and is a predicted model, not a curated record. Gene Ontology annotation, cellular component: ribosome; mitochondrial large ribosomal subunit. NCBI's taxonomy places the organism in Eukaryota, Ciliophora, Oligohymenophorea, Peniculida, Parameciidae. Gene Ontology annotation, biological process: mitochondrial translation. Gene Ontology annotation, molecular function: structural constituent of ribosome.